UCUGUUUAUUCCUCUUUGGUUGCCUAUCUCGGCCUUGGUACUUCAUUCACCUUUCUGUCACUCGUUCUCCGACAUUGAUCCUACUAAUAACUAAUCCAUACUAACGCUCUCUCAUCUCUCCGUUGUUCCAUCACUGCCGUUGUACUUCGAGCCGGGCACAUCCCAAUACUUUUGGCGUUUUCCAACAUCUCAUCCCGAAUUUUGCAUCACUGGUACUCUGGAACCGAACAACUCCACCCGAUCUCUUGCGCAUGAUCAAACACCGAACCUGACGAUCUUUCGCCUCACCUGUCUGGUCUUGAAAGCCCAGAUUUGCAAACACUCAGAAAUUAGAAACCCAAUUUUUCAUCGAAACAAGUUUUCGUUGGGGUUAUCUACUUUCCGUUCGAAAACCUGUGACAACCUGGUGUAAAGAGGACAGUAUUGGGCCCAAACCAAAAUUACCGACGGAAAAAACGGUCAAUCCAGAACAACUUGACACUCACGAUAGUUCCUUACAAUACGAGUUGUACCCUUCACUCGCGCAUCUUGCAGCCGUUGAGUCACCAGGACCAGGGCUACAGCACACACACACACACGCGCGCGCACAUAACCUUGCAGUUAUCAUUAUAUAAUCCCGCACCCCACAUCUACUUUUUUCCCCUCCCGCUUCUUCACGAUGGCCUCCUUCUCCCCAGAAGAUCCCUUCUUCAACCUCUUUUUCACUCCGGCACCAACUUCGUCCGCCAGGAACGCUAGAAACGGCGGCAGCAGCGUGACAAGGAGUCGCAGCCCAUCGCCAUUCCCCCCUCUUCCUCCCACAUCUACCGCAACCCCAUCUUUGGUCAGGGCGUUGAUGUACUCGACGUCUACCCCAAUGUCCAUCAUGCCGUCCUCCAAGGAAACUCUCAUCAGCAAGUCGCCAAUUCUUUCCGCCUUGCGCUCCCCGGCGGGCACCGCGUCUGGUCGUCAUCGCAGCUCCAUUUCCUCCACCACCUCUUCCGUUGUAACCACCUCCACCAUCUCAGAUGCUGCUGUCGUCGAGGUUCGAGUUACUACCAAGCCCGCGGAGGAGGCUACCAUCGAGGAGCUGCUGGCCCGCCCUCCCCCCAAGCACUCGCUCAGCUACUACGUCAAGAACGCGCGCGACAGGCGCAUGCCCGUUGUUGACCCUGAGGAGGAAAAGAUGCGCUUUGAGAAGGCGAAGGCGGAGUUGUUGGCUGCGAAGGCGGCGUUUGACCUGAAGAUCUAAAGCGACAAACACCUUGGAAAGUUUCGACCUCUGGUCGCGAUCGCUUCCAUCUCAUCAUCCAUUACCUAUGCAACACGGCAACUUUGGUUUUCUGGGUACCGGCAAUCAAUUUGGCAAACGCUGUUGACGGAUGGGAGCUUUGCUGCCUCAAGCGACAGUAGCGAGCGAGCGAGCGACCAUGAAGCUCGGCACCCAAUUUCGGCGGUUUUCUUGAAUUAUUCAUUCUAUUCUCAUUCAACAAGCAACUUUGUUUGGCUUUUCGGACUUUUUCCUCCUCGUUUCUCCUAUCGACUUAGUCUUGGAUCGGCAUCAGCCAUGUCGAGUAUCAACGAGACGGACAUAGACAAGGGAAAAACGCGGAUUAUCAAGUUCCUCACGGAACAGGCGGCGGCGGCGUUAAUGGAGUGUUUUUAUUGGUCCUUUGUCAACCACGGAGCCGAGAAACGUCAAAAGGGAUAAGAAGCUGAUGCAGAGAGGAUUUCGUAUGCAUUAUUGAGGAGGAGUGAAGAGCAAAGGGAAAAGGAAUGGAGAAGGCAAACCUAUAUAAUUUGGUACUAAGGGGAAAUGGGGUGGAUAUAUGGCUUGCAAUCAUGCUUUGCGCGAUCCAACAACUAGACAGCAGGGAAAUGGAUGUGCCUCAGUAGCCCUUGAACAAACUUGAACAAACAUGAACACACCUGUGCAUCUAUGCCCUCCUCUAGUCAAGACGUGAAGC
Molecule: messenger RNA, 1946 nt
Organism: Neurospora crassa OR74A
Lineage: Eukaryota; Fungi; Ascomycota; Sordariomycetes; Sordariales; Sordariaceae
Exons: 1
Coding region: 659-1231 (190 amino acids)
Source: RefSeq, a predicted model, not a curated record